Molecule: messenger RNA, 701 nt
Organism: Miniopterus natalensis
Lineage: Eukaryota; Metazoa; Chordata; Mammalia; Chiroptera; Miniopteridae
Source: RefSeq, a predicted model, not a curated record
AUGUCAAUGCCAGGCAUCCGAGUGGUGCUCAAGGUGGACCUGGGUGCUGGCCUCCUGCCAGAAGAGAUCCUGACCCCCACCCUCUACCAUGGCUACUAUGUCCGGCCCCGGGCCACGCGAGCUGGGGAGGGCAGCAGGGCAGGGGCCUCUGAGCUCAGGCUCAGCGAGGGCAAGUUCCAGGCGUUUCUGGACGUGAGCCAUUUUACCCCAGAUGAGGUGACCGUGAGGACCGUGGACAACCUGCUGGAGGUGUCCGCGCGGCACCCCCAGCGCCUGGACCGCCACGGCUUCGUGUCCCGAGAGUUCUGCCGCACCUACGUGCUGCCCGCCGACGUGGACCCCUGGCGGGUCCGCGCCGCGCUCUCCCACGACGGCAUCCUGAACCUGGAGGCGCCCCGGGGGGGCCGGCAUUUGGACACAGAGGUCAACGAGGUCUACAUCUCCCUCCUCCCUCCGCCCCCUGAUCCCGAGGAGGAGGAGGGGGAGACAGCCGGAGCUGAGCCCUGAGUGCCACAGCCCCAGCGCCCAGCCCUUUCUGCCUCCCGUGGCGGUGCAGCAGCUGCCACCACCCGAGGCAGCAGCAUCCUCGGGGGAAGGGAAGAGUGCGCGGGCCACAGUGUAUGAUUUGGUCCUUUGGGACGUGUGUGUCCUAGCCUUUGGUUUCGUUCUGGGUAGAGCUGAAUAAACCCACGUCUCAGGGC